UAUCCACAGGACUUUGAGUUUGAACAUACGUAAACAGAGUGAGUUGUAAAGUACUCUGUCUUGACUUCAAACCUGUAAGACAUUUUGCAUGAAGAAGCGGUUGAGAACCCUGAAGAUACAUUGUGUAAAAACAAACGUUUAUACGUUGAAAAGGCUUGUAUUUUCUUGUUUAAAAAUCGAACGCUACAGCACGAAUCGUGUUAAAUGAACAGUGCUUCCGCCUUUCUGCAACAGACGUCACAGUUGGAUUGCUGUGGAGGACUAAAUAACGUGGAUUAUAAUAAGAUAGACACUUCAGUGAUGGCAGAUGUGUUUCACUACAUUGAUUUGACAGAUGCGCAUUUUUGCGCAGCUGUUCUUGUAAUUAUUUUCAACCCCAUUUUCUGGAAUGUUGUGGCACGUUGGGAGCAUAAAACUAGGGGUCUGACCAACUUCUUUGGGUCAGCACACACUGCCUGUUACUCCCUGGGAUUCCUCAUCAUCCUUCUCAAUGUCUAUCUCAGCCACAGCUUUACUGAAGCAAUGAGGAAACAGCCUAAACUGGAGCUCCUGGAAAGUGCAGAGGCAUUUUAUAGCGGCUUGGCACUCCUGGGUAUUGGGUAUUUAUUUGUAUUCAGCAGCUUUUAUGCCCUCGGAUUCACUGGAACUAUUUUUGGUGAUCAUUUUGGGAUCUUGAAGAAGGAAAAGGUGACUGGUUUUCCCUUCAAUAUAAUGGACAACCCGAUGUACUGGGGAAGCACUGCAGUUUAUCUUGGGAUUACUGUAAUCAGGAAUGCCAGCCCUGUUGGAAUGGUGCUUACGGCUCUGGUUGCUGUCACAUACAAGAUCGCUAUCGGUUUUGAAGGACCUUUCACUGAGGAAAUAUAUCGACAGAAAACCAAAUCUGUGAAGAACAAAUAAGUGCAUCUGUGUUUGUUCAGGGAUUUGCUGCUCACAUUUCAACAAGCAAAGGACCCAGUAGGGAUAGACUACUGUAUGUGGAGCAGCUUCCUAAAGAACGCUAUCUGUAUUGUGGGUCUUUGCUGUUACAGUACAGUAUUAUACAAUGUACAUCUGUAUUCCCUCACUAAAAGACUAUGGAAGUAUGUGUUGUCAUAUUCAUGUAUUCUUGUACUAUGCAUUGUAGCUCAGUGGCACAGCUGCUUGAAUUUGUGGGGAUUGCUAAGAAAAGCAGCGAUCAUCACAAACCCAAGCAGCUGUUUCUUUACCUUUGAUGGAAAACUGUGUCCCAUCAAAAUGUCCCAACAAAGUGCCUUGUUUUCCAAGUGUCCCAACAUUUUUCUCAAAAUCUUUCCUGGUUUUAAGCCACUACUUUUUGUCAAAAUAACGUAAACAACCGCUUCCUAUAUAAUCAGGAACAUUAUUUUUAUAAAGUGAUUAACACAGACAGACAGACGUGCUUAUUCCUCAGUGUGCCAUGUGUUUUCAUUUAGACCCUGUCACACCACUGGGCUGGCCAGUAGAAUAACAUUAACCCUAAUAAUCACAAUAACAGGCAUUGAAAUAUUAAUGAGGGUCUCCCCCUCACAUGGUGCAUCAACGAUCUUAAUAUUUGUGGCUGAGAACAGUAUUUUUUUAUGUGUGUGUAAAAGCAAGCAGCUAAAGAAAUGAUCAGCAUUUUAAUAUAAACACGCACACUUCUGUAGCUAUGUAUAGCUUUGCAUGCAAAAUAAACAAUGGUGGCUGAAUAUGCCAAGUCACCAGCAUUAUUGAUCAUUAUUGAGAUCCACAAUCCUGCAGUUUUUAUAUUUAUCGCUUAGUUACUAAAUAACAGGAAGAAAAGCUAAUUGUAACAAAUAAAGCAUAAUUAUGAUUGCA
Molecule: messenger RNA, 1818 nt
Organism: Acipenser ruthenus (sterlet)
Lineage: Eukaryota; Metazoa; Chordata; Actinopteri; Acipenseriformes; Acipenseridae
Gene: pemt
Product: phosphatidylethanolamine N-methyltransferase
Exons: 7
Coding region: 205-900 (231 amino acids)
Biological process (GO): phosphatidylcholine biosynthetic process
Molecular function (GO): phosphatidylethanolamine N-methyltransferase activity
Source: RefSeq, a predicted model, not a curated record